Molecule: messenger RNA, 1113 nt
Organism: Fonsecaea erecta
Lineage: Eukaryota; Fungi; Ascomycota; Eurotiomycetes; Chaetothyriales; Herpotrichiellaceae
Exons: 1
Coding region: 1-1113 (370 amino acids)
Molecular function (GO): hydrolase activity, acting on carbon-nitrogen (but not peptide) bonds, in linear amides
Source: RefSeq, a predicted model, not a curated record
AUGGGUUCUAUCAGUCCCCCCAGUGCAGGACACACUGCCGAGUCAAACCGCAAGGUCAUUGUUGCCGGCGCCCAGUUGGGACCCAUCAAUGUUGACACUCCCCGGUCCGAGGGGAUCGACCGGAUGCUCAAACUGAUGGACGAAGCACAUCAGAAACAUGCCAAGUUGAUCGUGUAUCCCGAGAUCGCGCCCGUGACAUUCUUCCCUCGCCACAUCCUGGAGGGAGAUGAGCUGGAGCAAUACUUCGAGCAGGAGGUGGAUGGGGACGCGACCAAGGUGCCGACCCUGAAGCCUCUGUUUGACCGGGCUCGAGAGUACAAGAUGGACAUGUAUCUGGGGUAUGCCGAACACGCCGCCGAGUCGACCGAAGACGAACACGUCCAUUACAACACGGCCGUCUAUUACUCGGGGGCGGCAGGCAAGGUCAUCUCGAAGUACCGCAAAGUCCACCUCCCGGGCACGUUCGAGCCUUACGAGCGGAAGGACGCGACGAACCAGCUGGAGAAGAGAUACUUCCGCCCGGGAGAUCUGGGCUUCGAGGCAUUCCGGGCGCCUGGACUGGUUCCUGGUGCGCUGACCCAGAAGUCGGGCGCAAAGGCCAACGAAGCCGACACCCUGGGUCGAGGCGACCCGAUCGUCGGCAUGCUCAUCUGCAACGACCGCCGGUGGCCCGAGGCGUGGAGGCCCUACGGCUUGCAGGGCGCCGAGCUCGUGUUGUGCGGCUACAACACGACAGCCUGGGCGCCGGAGCUGCUGGGGACCAACGAGAAGAUUUCGACGCCGGAGAAGGCGAAGGCGGAGGCGCUGUUCCACAACAAGCUGUGCCUCACGUACAACAGCUACGCCAACGCGUGCUUCAGCAUCAACGUGGCCAAGUGCGGGCUGGAGGACGGCAAGUACCCGUUGAUCGGGGGCAGUUGCAUUGUCGACUGCGACGGCGAGGUGGUGGUGGAGGCGCAGACCGAGGACGACGAGCUGAUUGUGGCCGAGAUCGACCUGGGCAUGUGCCGUCGGGGCAAGGAGAAGGUAUUUGCGUUUGAGAAACACCGCCGCAUCGAGCACUACGGGCGGAUUGUGGAACAGACGGGGGUGGUUGAGCCGGAGCUGCUGUGA